CUCGUAAAACCCUAACAUCGUUAAACCCCCAAUUCCAAAACUCCCUUCUCGCCAAAACCUUGAAAAAAUGUCUCUCAACACUAUACUUCGCCGAUCAGCUUCAUCAGUCACGCCGAUCGCCGCUCGAUUUUUGGGCAGUCAAAGAAACUUCCACCACCACUGUGGUGGCGCUCUGUUCACCGCCGUCAAUCACGCUCGGAACACCAUUUCCGAUAAUAACUUUUUAGUUCCUGCUGUGUCUCGCUUUUCUUACUCGGCUUCUCCUGCUCUGAAACGCCCGAGCUCCGAUGAGUCACUCCUCCGAGUUAUUGAAUCUGAGAUCAAAUGCUCCGAAGAGAGCUUCGAGGAGGGUGAAGGUGUUCCAGAUGGAUUCCCUUUUGAACUUAACGAUAACCCUGGGCAACAAACAGUAUCUCUAAGCAGAGAAUACCAAGGAGAAGCCAUCCUUGUUGAAGUUGAACCAUCAAGCCUUGUUACAGGUCAGGAAGACGAUGAAGAUGAUGAUAAAGAUGACAAUGAUACUGAAAACGACAAUCAAUCAAGUAUCCCAAUGGUCGUAAAAGUCUCCAAAACAGGUGGGCCAUGCUUGGAAUUUGGUGUCACUGCUUAUGCUGAUGAGAUUGUGAUCGAUAGCUUAUCAGUUAAAGAUCCAGACAUGACUGAUGAUCAGCUUCCUUAUGAAGGGCCAAGAUUCGAUGAAUUGGAUGAGAAUUUACAGAAGGCGUUUCAUAAGUAUUUGGAGAUUAGAGGAAUUAAGCCAAGUGUGACAAAUUUUUUGCAUGAGUAUAUGGUGAACAAGGAGCACAGAGAGUACACGAAUUGGUUGAAGAAUCUUAAGAAGUUUGUAGAGGCAUAAAGAGUAUGUUUCUUUUGAAUCUAUUUUUGGUGUUGAAGGGUUUUUAGUCUUAUGGAUGAAUUGUUCUUAUUAGAAUAUGAGGGGAUAUAAAGAUGAUUAUGAGUGAUUGAACAUUUGAACUCUCAUGUCAUGUAAGUUAAAUGUGGAUCAUAAAUAUUCAAUGGUUGGGAUUGUCUUUUGA
Lactuca sativa (garden lettuce) is the source of this 1037-nucleotide messenger RNA. RefSeq lists its product as uncharacterized. The record is from RefSeq and is a predicted model, not a curated record. Gene Ontology annotation, cellular component: mitochondrial matrix. NCBI's taxonomy places the organism in Eukaryota, Viridiplantae, Streptophyta, Magnoliopsida, Asterales, Asteraceae.